Puntigrus tetrazona (Sumatra barb) is the source of this 2487-nucleotide messenger RNA. It is a transcript of the gene e2f3, whose product is annotated as E2F transcription factor 3. NCBI's taxonomy places the organism in Eukaryota, Metazoa, Chordata, Actinopteri, Cypriniformes, Cyprinidae. The coding region runs from base 235 to 1524 and encodes 429 amino acids. The record is from RefSeq and is a predicted model, not a curated record. Gene Ontology annotation, cellular component: RNA polymerase II transcription regulator complex. Gene Ontology annotation, biological process: regulation of transcription by RNA polymerase II. Gene Ontology annotation, molecular function: RNA polymerase II cis-regulatory region sequence-specific DNA binding; DNA-binding transcription factor activity, RNA polymerase II-specific; protein dimerization activity. The transcript is spliced from 7 exons.
UUGUCCGCUUCCUGGAGCCAUUUUUCGCUCUAGCGAGAGGGAGUUUGCAUCGCAUUUUAAUCGCUUACAUCGGGUGUUUUAGGCUUCAGCGAUUUCACUCAUAUUACAUCGAUGCAUUCCUAACACUGUGCGCUUUCAUCAUUUAUGAUUAUUUUGCAUCCGCUCGCUCGGAUUUGAGAGAAAUCGAGCCUCAAAGCACAAGUGGGACAAAGGGAACCUGCGCCUCUGAGGAUCAUGAGAAAGGGGGGUUCCUCGGUCCCAGGACAAGUAAUGUUAACAGGGGUUGUUAGAGGUGAACAACACGGUGUUUUUAGCGCGGUUUCCGAUCGACGGUGUGCAGCUUAUUCCAACGCAGCCCGUAUACAAAUAAACACACCGCCGUCCACUAAUAAUGUCUGUGCGCCCGAGGCUUCUGCUGACAGUUUGUACACAACUCCUUUACAAGGAGCGACGCAUGGGACGGGACUGCGACCCACGCUGGGACGACCACCGGCUAAAAGGAGACUGGAGCUGGACAUCACAGACCACCAGUACAGCGAGCCAGCUAAAACCCUUCGGAGCCGCAAAGGAGCUCUAAAGCUGAAGGUCCCCAAAGCUCCCAAAACCCCACCGGAGAAGACCCGAUACGACACAUCCUUGGGAUUCUUGACUAAAAAGUUCUGUCAGCUGCUGGCGCAGUCCUCCGAUGGAGUGCUGGAUCUCAAUAAAGCCGCCAUUGUGCUCAACGUCCAGAAGAGACGUCUGUAUGACAUCACCAACGUGCUGGAGGGGGUGCGCCUCAUCAAGAAGAAGUCGAAGAACAACAUACAAUGGCUGGGCUCCAGUUUGCCGUCAGAAGGUGGCGUUCCGUCUCCGGCCGUGCAGAGUCACAGCCUGGCCAGAGAGAUGCUCGCGCUCACUCAGGAGGAGAGGCGCUUGGACGAGCUCAUUCAGACCUGCACGCGCAACGUCCAGCAGAUGACUGAAGAGAUACACAGUCAGAAAUAUGCUUAUGUGACCUAUCAGGACAUCCGAAGAAUAAAGAGCCUAAAAGACCAAACCGUCAUAGCGGUUAAAGCACCAUCUGAAACAAAGUUGGAGGUCCCUGACCCAAAGGAGAGUUUACAGGUGCACCUGAGCAGCUCCAAGGGUCCCAUUGACGUUUUCCUCUGCACGGACGGUGGUGACUCCGGGAGCCUGCUGCAGAACGGCCUUGAUGUGAAUGGAAAUCAUCCUGCGUUUCUCAAAGUCUCCCAAGAAGCCGCUACAGAUGGAGUGGCCGAUGGCGUGAAGAUGAACGGCAGCUCUAACGGUGGCGUCAACGGUUACGAGCCCCUGACCGGAAGUGCCCCUAUGUCACCCCUCAGUUCCUCCUUGUCUUCCAUUCUCCAGCAGCCGGAGGAGUCCAUCCCCUUCGUGCCGCUGUCUCCUGCUCUUCUCAGUGAUGAAUACAUGCUGGGCCUGGGUGAUGAGCAGGGCAUAAGCGACCUGUUUGACUCCUGCGACCUGGACACGUUAGCGCUGGAUGACCUGCUCAGGAUAUGAGCCGUCCCGGAGACCGACCGGACCCGUUUUCAAGUUAGUCGAUGGUGCUUCUUGGUUCCUGAAUGGUAUCUGGAUUGGCGAGAUUGGUGGGCAUAACUCUGGGCAUGAACUACAGACUGAACUUCACGAAUACUAGAAUUUUGUCGCGUUUGACAUUGACCGUUUACGCAUGGAUCCUACUGCUAAGGGAUCCAAGAUUUCUGUUGUCUGAUACUGUACAGAUGGGUUUCUGUAUCCUGAUAAUGUCGUUUUAAAGUUACUUUUAGUGUGGUGAAUUGCAUGAGCUGUGUGAUUUAUGAUCUUUGUCAUACCAGAUUUCCUGACGGCACUGCUACAAAUAACGCCGAAAGGUCACAAUUUCUUGAAAAUGGAGUAUUUCUCUACUCUUAAUGUGGAUGUUAUUGUCCUUUUGAGAAGCCCUUGCUUGCUUCCUUGGAGGAAGAAACGUCUCUGCAUCAUAGGUUAGCUAAGUAUCAAAAGAUCAGCGAGUUGUUUCGUUAUUGAAUGAUCCAAAGUGCAUUUGGUGCUCUAUCAUUAGUAUGCUUUUUGCCAGUGUUCAGCUUCUCAGGGCACAGAUCAAGGAGCGAGUGCUUUGUGUGGCCAUCUAGUGAUCGCUGGGUAAAAUCAAAUGUUUUCCUGAGCUACAGUGUCUUAUCCCUUUUGUUACCAAAAGAUUUUUCGCAAAGAAAUGACGAUGUUUAUGCAUUGCGGUGCGAUUCAUCGUUUAAACAAAAAAUAUAAUUAUUCUGCGAGUUCGGAUACUACAGAUUUAAAUUUUAGAUUGGCAAGUGAACUUUGAAUAUAAGCAUAAUGUAGUCCCCCUUAAUGUUGAAUGUAUUUCAGUAUCUGGAUUGCACUGAAGACUGAAGUCUUACGAAGCCAUCAUGUACGUCUGUGGCGUAAAUCGCCAUGAUUAUAACGGAGAAUUGUAGGUUUUUCAGUAGCAGGGUUUUUUUUUUUUUU